Molecule: messenger RNA, 1016 nt
Organism: Orbicella faveolata
Lineage: Eukaryota; Metazoa; Cnidaria; Anthozoa; Scleractinia; Merulinidae
Product: fibroblast growth factor receptor 3-like
Biological process (GO): cell surface receptor protein tyrosine kinase signaling pathway; positive regulation of kinase activity; protein phosphorylation
Cellular component (GO): plasma membrane; signaling receptor complex
Molecular function (GO): transmembrane receptor protein tyrosine kinase activity; ATP binding
Source: RefSeq, a predicted model, not a curated record
AUGGAAAAUGUGCAAGGCGGUAGCCAAGCUUUUAACACCAACCAUGCACGUCCUGCAAGUUUAACGCGCCGAAGGCUUGAACCUCUGAAAGGCUAUGAAGUCUCAGCAGUUGCUUACCCACUGGAAAACAUCACUUUUACAGAAGGUGAAAACAGGACUUUAACAUGUAAUGUUUCUGGGAGUCCAACACUAUCUGUAACAUGGACAGAGGUCAAAACUGGAAUCCGUACAAUAGGAAUCACACGUGAGCUUACACACAUCAACAGGAGUGAAUCUGGGGAAUACAAGUGUGAAGCAAGCAACUCUUGUGGAAAAGAUAUCACAAGCACAUUUCUCAUUGUGCACUUUGCCCCGUCAAUUGUACCCUUGAAGAAUGUGACCGUAGUAUAUGGAAGAACUGUUAAUCUGUUCUGUGAUGCAUCUGGAAGACCUGAACCAUUAGUCUCUUGGACACAAGUCAGCACAGGCAAUAAGCAAUUCAAUAAAGCAUGGAUAAUAACGGAUUUCAGAGAAAGAGAUAUCGGUGAGUACAGGUGUGACGCCAGCAACGCGUAUGGGAAAGACAGCAAGAGUACAUUCAUCAGUUUACACGGUAAGUGUACAAGUUGUAAAACGACUCCCAGAAUUUAUGGUGAGACAUGGACAUACGUUCAUUUCUUAUCAGGUAGACAGUUAGACAGGCUAUCCUUCGAUAAAUUUGAUUUGAUGGUUGCCUUUAGCCUUCGUUUACGAGAUCGACUGACUGCUCGUUGUAGCACGAUGGUCGGCUGUGUGAUUGGCGAAUUCUUAAUACGUAGUACGCUGGACAAAACCGUUCUGAAUCGACGUUUUAGACCAAAAAUUAAAGCAAACAAGCGAAGCCAAAAAUUUUAUUUUUCAGCAACUAUUCCAUCUGAACCAGAUAAAGUCAAUAAAGACGUUAUAUAUGGGACAGUCAUCGGAAUUUUCUUUCUGCUGUUCUCUUUAUUCAUCAUUUACUUAGCAGUAAAGCGCCGGAAAGGUCGAGGAGAUAAUCG